Schistocerca serialis cubense is the source of this 648-nucleotide messenger RNA. RefSeq lists its product as uncharacterized. The record is from RefSeq and is a predicted model, not a curated record. The coding region runs from base 1 to 648 and encodes 215 amino acids. The transcript is spliced from 2 exons. NCBI's taxonomy places the organism in Eukaryota, Metazoa, Arthropoda, Insecta, Orthoptera, Acrididae.
AUGUCUAAUAAUGGAAAAUCCAGGAUAGAAUACGUCAAUUGUUCAUCGGCAGAGGUGGUGUAUGAAGGACCGCUCCGAGUUCCAGCAGAAUUCCUUGGACCAUUUCCUCUCCCAGAUGACACACAACUACCCCACCUCUUGCAACAAAUGAGGAAGCAGGCAGAGACGCUACGUGCAGCCCUGACGUCUCAACACGGCAUGCAUCCAGUGUACAUACACAAGUCCCUCGAUACUUGUUCCCACAUCAUGCUCCGCACAGACCUGGUACGUCAUUCGUUACAGCCACCGUACACUGGACCAUACCAAGUACUAGGAUGGGACACACACACAAUGGAUAUCCUCCUCCAGGGAAAGUCGACCAAGGUUGCCAUUGAGCGAGUAAAACCCGCUUGGACAAUGACAGCACCGACUACAGUCUCACAGACGACUUCAGACACAACUUGCAACAAACCCACACCUUCCACAGAACCAGACAGUUGUGAUCCACAGGAGCCCCACACCAGGGGACCUAAUGCAGCAACAGAAUCAUCAAGCAGCACCCACACCCGCGCUAUCCGCACUCGGGCAGGCCGAGAGGUGAAGUUUAAGUACCCCACCAUACCGGGUGCUCUGCACUUCAGGGGAGGAGGGGGGGCUGUGUGGGAGUGA